AUGAGUUCUACAGCCAAAUCUAGCAAGAUGGAAAAGUUUUGGAUUUAUGCUUUUCGCGAUCAUCUUGCCGGGAUUCAGGCAUUUACAAACUGCAUCUGCGUUGCUGAUAUCCAUGGCGACGGCGAUUAUAAACUGAUCGUCGCGGAUGGAAAACGACGUCUAAAAAUGUUUGGAGGAACAUCUCUUAUAAAAGAGUUGCGAUUGUUUUCUGUUCCUUCAGCGCUGACAACGUUUUACGCGGACAGCAACGAUGUUAUCUCUCGGCCAGUGGUAGCGGUUGCUUGCGGACCACACAUCUUUAUGUACCGAAACAUGGUUCCACUCUAUCGGUUUACAAUCGCCCCAGUUGAACUGGAUGACGUGGAUGUGGCUGUUUGGGAAGGACUUCGCAGAGACAGCAUGUCCGUCGUGGAGGCAGCCGAAAUUUUAAGAGAUCGGCAAGCUACAGGAGUGGAAUUGUCUACGCGUUCCACCGAUUUUUUGGUUUCUGACAAUGCGCAGGAGCGAGAGCGGUUUGUAGAAUUGGUAAAGGACACCCCGCUUUCUCAGCAAAGCGUCGUGACUUGCAUGAGUUCUAUCCUGCUGCAACGAACGGAAGUGGGAAGCCGUGGCUGCCUGGUGGUCGGCAGUGAGGAUCGUUAUCUCUAUAUAUUGAAGACCUCCGGCACAGAGGUGCAUCUCAAAAUAAAACUUCCUAGCGUCCCUGACUCCAUUGUAACAGUCGGGGCGUUACGGGUUGAGUAUCGUAUUAUUUUGGCCUGUCGAGACGGUUGUGUCUAUUUUAUAAAGAACGGUAAAUUGUCCAACUCGAUUAUUUUUCCGGAUGGACAAAUUGUACAGAUUGCUCGCUACGACAACCUUGUGGCCGUGGCAACGACCCAGAACACACUGUCAUACUUUACCUUGAAGGGAAAGCGUCAGUCGUGUGUCUUUCUUCCUUUGCCUGUAACGAAUAUAGUUACCAUUCCAGAAACUGUUUCUGGAAAGACUCAAGGCAUUAUUGUGGCGCUGAGCAAUGGAGCCAUUCGCGUGUAUGUGGGAAAUGCUUUGGUGCACGAGAGUCAGGCGUAUGGCGCUGUAAACGCGAUGCAUUUUGGUCGCUACGGUCGUGAAGAUUCAGCGCUUAUCCUUAUUUUACGAAAUGGCUCUCUUGCAGUAGAAUUGCUGCACCGUCAUGCAUCAUUUGAAUGUGAGAAGGCCCGGGAGGUUGGUCCACCUGCGGAACAGGAUGUACCUAUCCCUGUACCGCCACUCACAAGCCUUUUUGUGGCCCAGGCGGACCGUGAGCGCAGGUUUAGCUUAGAUAUACAUCGUUCGUUCCAACGUGAUUUUUGUCAAUUGCGCUUGAACACCGCCAAAUUGUAUCUAUCAAUGCUCUCCGGCGCUGGUGAAUUAGGGGUAGGAGGGGUUGACCUACACCAAAGAGAAGACACUGUGCGUGUGAUUGCAACUGUGCAGGGUCUUGGCCCGGUGUAUAAGUUGCGAAUCACAUUACAAAAUGUGAGUGCAAGGCCCAUGCACAAUUUAACAAUUCUUUUGAGUCAUCAUUCGGCGUCAUGCAAGCUAUCAAAAAACAUUGUAGAGGUACCGUUUCUGACACCCUCUUCUCUUUCCUCGUAUGAAGUAUUUCUGGAGCGUGUAGAUGAUGAAAUUGUGGACAAGGGCGUCUCUGUGUAUGUUACGAGUAGUUUAUCCUCUGCUCCUUUGGCGGCCGCAGUGGUAGACUUACCAGACCCAGGUAUUGUCGAUGCGAGAAUGUAG
Molecule: messenger RNA, 1761 nt
Organism: Trypanosoma rangeli
Lineage: Eukaryota; Euglenozoa; Kinetoplastea; Trypanosomatida; Trypanosomatidae
Product: putative Bardet-Biedl syndrome 1 protein
Exons: 1
Coding region: 1-1761 (586 amino acids)
Biological process (GO): protein localization to cilium; non-motile cilium assembly
Cellular component (GO): BBSome; axoneme; centrosome
Molecular function (GO): smoothened binding; patched binding
Source: RefSeq, a predicted model, not a curated record